AUGCUGUUUUGCGAUGAUUACGAAACUGGAAAUGCUCUUGGUAGCCACUCAGGAUGCAAUAAGUUAUGUGGAUGCUACAUAACGUUGCCAUGUUUUCCACCACAGUAUCAGUCUUCAUUGGAUACAAUCUUUCAUGCACUUCUUUUUUACUCUAAAGAUAGAGAUCAAUUCGGAAAUGCUAGUAUUUUUAGACUGUUAAUUGAUCAAUUAAACGACUUAGAAACACAAGGUUUGGAGCUUGAAUUAUUGCAGGGGAAAGUUCAAAUUUAUUUUAAAUUAGGCUUAAUAGUUGGUGAUAAUUUGGGCCUUCACUCGAUAUUGGGCUUUGUGGAAAGCUUCAAUGCUAAUUACGCGUGUCGUUUUUGUAAAAUGGACAAGGAUCUACGAUCUAUGGCAUCUCUUAAAGACCCAGUUUAUAUAAGGACCAAAUCUACGUACGAGAAAGAUUUUUUUCACCGCUUAAACGAUUUCCACGUUAAGGAAAAUUUUGCAGCAGAUAUUAUGCACGAUGUUUUUGAGGGAGUUUGUAUGUUCGACAUGGCCGCUUUAUUAAAACAUUAUGUUACAGUGGAAAAAUUUUUUCCUCUAGAACAAUUAAAUCACCGGAUGCAUAUUCAUAUCUGGGGUGCAACUGAAUCGAAUAUUCCUUUACCAAUAGCUGACAAUGACUUCAGAAACGAACAUUUACGUAGGUCAGCUGCAGAGAUGCUGACAUUUGUCAGGCAUUUUGGCCUGUUGGUAGGAGAUUUAGUACCGGAAGAUGAUCCAGCUGGGCAAAUUUAUUCUAUUCUGCGGCAAAUUAUAAACAUAAUUUUAUCGCCAUCUGUACAAAGAGGAUGUCACUUGAUGCUAAGAGUUCUGAUUCACGAACACCAUACAUUAGUUCGCAGUGUAUUGAAGAGACAACUUAAGCCAAAGGACCAUAUUUUCACUCACUUGCCAACGAUAAUGGCAGAAUGUGGACCUCCAAUUCACUUUUGGUGCAUGCGGUUUGAAGGGAAACAUCGAGAGUCGACAGUUCCAGCAUCUGUGAGCAAUUGUAAAAAAAAACAUUGCUCAAACAAUUGUUACGAAGCAUCAGUUAAAGUUUGCUUGCCAACUUUACACGAUGAAUAUAAAUCCUGUUUUUGA
Molecule: messenger RNA, 1131 nt
Organism: Cotesia congregata
Lineage: Eukaryota; Metazoa; Arthropoda; Insecta; Hymenoptera; Braconidae
Source: the annotation of a GenBank genome assembly